AUGUCAUUUAAAGUUAUAGCACUGCGGCGAGGCGACACAAUAUGCCCCAAUGGCAUGUUCCGUUGUGCUGAUGGAAAGUGCAUACCGGCUCUAUGGGUCUGCAAUUACCAGCAGGAUUGUGAGAGGGGGGAAGAUGAGCUGCAGUCUUGCCAGCCCCCGGAGUGCGAAGCGGGCCAGCUGACCUGCGGCCAGUACGUCUGGAAUAAGACAUAUUGUAUACCCCCGCAUUACCGAUGUGACAUGCACGUGGACUGUGUAGAUGGAACUGACGAAGCCGACUGCACAUACCGCAAGUGUCAAGUUGACGACUUUCAAUGUGGAAUGCAGAAUUCUGACUACGGAAAGAUCUCCAUGACCCAGGGACCCUGCAUACCAAAACAGAAGAAGUGUGACGGAUAUUUAGACUGUAGAACGGGCAAAGAUGAAGAAGACUGUCCAGGCAGCUUGACGAGCUGUCGGCUGGACCAAUUCCGUUGCGCGAAGGGGGACAAAUGUGUGGAGGCUAGUGCCAAGUGUGACCACAAGGACGACUGUGGAGAUAAUUCGGACGAAGUAGAUUGUAGUUUCCCCCCAUGUCAUAUGGGCCAAUUCCGAUGCAGUAACGAGUUAUGUAUACCCUCGACAUACCACUGCGAUGGUUAUAAGGACUGUGCUGAUGGCUCCGAUGAAGCCAACUGCACUGCUAUAACAUGUCCAGACAACAAGUACUUGUGUCCAAGAGGCGGACCUGGAGGAACACACAAGUGUAUCGCGCGAUCACAGCUGUGCAAUGGGAAAAAGGACUGCGAAGAUAAUGCUGAUGAAGAAGCCGCUUGUUCGACAUCUUCAUGCCCGGCCUUAGGUUGCGAAUCAAGUUGCGUCGCGUCGCCGCUAGGAGGCGCUUGUACAUGUGGUGAUGGUUUGACGCUGGGUCCUGACAACCGCUCCUGUAUCGACCGGGAUGAGUGCCAAGAGUGGGGUCCUUGCCAUCAGCUCUGUGUUAACACUCCUGGAUCGUAUAAGUGCGGUUGCGCACCAGGAUAUACACUCAUCGACGGAAGCAGUUGCAAAGCUAACGCAGAACCACCGGCGCUGGUCUUAGCUCAUGAAAAGGGGCUUUUACGCCUGGACCUAGAAAAACGUCUGCCUACGACCCUCGCCAAUACUUCCUCAGCUGCGGGGCUUGAUUACCAUUACAGACGGAACUUGUUGUUCUGGUCCGAUCUUAAAACUAGAAAAGGUGAGUUUUUGACAAACUUCUGUAUACGACCGAAUUUAAAAGUUGAGUGUAUCCACGCACAACACUUAAGUAGUCCAGCUGGUAUCCCAAGCUACGUGGGCGGCGAUAUAUCUGUGUCAGGGUCAUGGGCACCAGUAGCUCUCGCUGUGGACUGGGUGGGAGACAAGUUGUAUGUAGCUGAUGCUGUAGGGCAAAAGAUCGAUGUAUUUGAAUUGGAUGGAAGAUGGCACGCCAUAGUGUUAGGAUCGAAUUUGACGAGCCCGGCUGAUAUAGCACUUGAUCCGACGUUGGGUCUAAUGUUUGUAGCGGAUAGUAGCCAGAUAAUUCGGGCAAACAUGGACGGUACUCACUCAAGAUCGAUUGUUUCUGAGGCCACUUACAAAGCAUCUGGAAUAGCGGUCGAUAUUAUCGCGCGUCGCGUUUUCUGGUGCGACUCACUCCUGGACUACAUAGAAACCGUCGACUAUGAAGGCAACAACCGCUUCCUGGUCCUAAGGGGUCAACAAGUUCCCAGUCCGUCCCGACUGGCCCUUUUCGAGGAUAAAGUUUUCUGGUCCGAUAGUACCAAACAAGGAAUCAGCUCUGUAAGCAAAUACCUGGGAUCUUCCAGCAUAGAAAGCAUCUAUAAAAUUAAAGAUAUAAGGGACCCCAAAGCCUUAACUGUAAUACACUCAUUGAAACAAACAUCUGUGAAUAAUCCUUGUGGUAACAAUAAUGGCGGAUGCUCCCAAAUGUGUAUAGUUACCGCGCUUCAAAACGGCGGUUUGGGCUACCGAUGUGCUUGUAAUAUUGGGUACAGCUUACAAACGGAUCUAAGAAACUGUGACUUAGUCAAAGAAUUCCUGAUGUACUCUCAACAGAGAUUCAUUAAAGGAAAAGUUUUGUAUCCAGUUAUAGAGGGAUUUAACGAUGCUAUACUCCCAGUGGUAUCUCGACGUGCAAGAUUUGUAGGUCUAGACUUUGACUCGAGGGACGAAUAUAUCUAUUACUCGGACGUCCUCCAAGAUGUCAUAUACAGAGUUCACAGGAACGGCACAACAAAGGAAAUCGUAUUAGCCUCACAGAAUGAAGGAGUCGAAGGUUUAGCUGUCGAUUGGGCGUCAAAGAAUUUGUACUACAUAGAUUCUAGGAAAGGCACACUCAAUGUCUUAUCGACAAGAAAUAUAGCCUACAAAAGAACACUACUGAAAGACUUGAAAAGACCGCGUGCGAUAGUCGUCCACCCCAAUAAGGGUUUCAUAUUCUUCUCGGAGUGGGACCGUCCCGCUAACAUAAGCAGAGCGAAUACAGAUGGUACUGGGUUGUUGGUCUUCGAAAAUGUCACCCUCGGCUGGCCAAAUGGACUGUCGAUAGAUUUCGACGCUGAUCGUGUUUACUGGUGUGAUGCAUUGCUCGACCACGUUCAGCACGCUAAGUUAGAUGGUACUGAUGUGAAGACGGUCAACUCAAGGUUAAUCAGACAUCCGUUUUCAAUUGUUAUCCACAAAGAGUUCAUGUACAUAACUGAUUGGCGAUUAGAUGCGAUCGUGCGCUUGCACAAGUUAACGGGCGAACAAGAAGACAUAAUGGUUCGCGAAUUGCAGACGAACAGACUGUACGGUGUUAAGGUGUACAGCCAAGAAGUGCAACGGAUAGACCCGAAUCAGCCAUGUUCGGUUAACAAUGGGAACUGCCAGAAAUUCUGUUUUGCCAUACCUCGUAAUAACACGGAAUUAUUGACGGUGAAGUGCGGUUGUCCAUAUGGAGAAAAGCUAGCUACGGACGGCACCAGGUGUAUAGCAGACCCAACUGCUGAACCGCCACUACAGGCUUGUCCAAACACGUGGGACUUCACUUGCAAUAACCAAAGGUGUAUACCAAAGAGUUGGGUGUGCGACGGAGAUGAUGAUUGCUUGGAUAAUAGUGAUGAAGAACAAAAUUGUACAAAAACAACGUGUAACGCUUCGGAGUUCAUGUGCAAAUCUGGCCGCUGUAUCCCCGCUACGUUCAAGUGUGACUCGGAGAACGACUGCGGAGACUUUUCCGACGAGACCGGCUGCGUCAACGUGACGUGCAGUGCGUCACAAUUCCAAUGUGACAAUGGACGCUGUGUGCCCAACACUUGGAAAUGUGACUCCGAGAACGAUUGUGGCGAUGGGUCGGAUGAAGGCUCGCAUUGUGCUGAGAAAACUUGUGCUUACUUCCAGUUCACUUGUCCACGUACUGGACAUUGCAUUCCUGCAUCGUGGGUGUGCGAUGGAGACGAUGACUGCUUCGACAAACAGGACGAAGCAGACUGUCCACCUGUCUCUUGUCUGGCUUCUCAAUUCAAGUGUGCAGAUCUCAAGCAGUGUGUGCAGGAAGCUUACAAAUGUGAUGGGAUCCCCGAUUGUAAUGAUGGUUCUGAUGAAGCCGGCUGUCCCUCACUUGCACCACACCAGUGUGCACCAGACAAGCAGUUCCAGUGCCACACGUCCGGAAUAUGUAUUCCUCAUACCUGGUAUUGUGAUGGUACACCCGACUGCGAAGAUUUAUCCGAUGAGCCAGCAGCUUGUGGAACAGCAACAUGUCCAAGUGGCCACUUCCGCUGUGAUAACGGACGCUGUGUAUUCCGUUCUUAUGUGUGUGAUGGUCGUGAUGAUUGUGGCGAUGGUUCUGACGAAGGACUUCAACAUGCGUGCAAGCCGCCGCCAUUCAGGUGUCCAUCUAACCAAUGGCAGUGUCCUGGAAUCACUAACCGGUGCGUAAACAUGACACAAGUUUGCGAUUCCAAUUUGGAUUGCCCCAAUGGCGCUGAUGAAGGCGAAGGCUGCGAUCUAGCUGAAUGCCAACACAGCACUGGACUUUGUUCCAAUGACUGCAAGCAAACCCCAAGUGGGCCCUUAUGUCUCUGUCCCAGCGGGGAGGAGCUAGAAACGGAUGGCUUUACGUGUCGGGACAUAGACGAGUGUAAUCCACCUGGACUUUGCUCCCAAACAUGCACCAACACCAAGCGUUCAUAUUUCUGCAGCUGCGUCGAUGGAUACCAACUAGCCGCUGACAAACACUCCUGCAAAGCCAACAAUCACUCCAGCGCCUUCCUCAUCAUCUCUAACAGACAUUCCAUCUUAGUAGCCGACCUCAAUGAGCAAGGUCUCGAGCGUGUACCGAUCAACGUUGAAAAUGUGGUAGCAACUGCUUCUAACAUGCACACUGGUACCAUCUUCUGGUCAGACAUGAAACUGAAGACGAUUUCAAGAUUGGAUAGAGGUAGUGAACCUCAAAUUCUUAUCUCCACUGGCUUAGAUUUGGUGGAAGGCCUGGCGUACGAUUGGGUAGCUGGAAAUAUCUAUUGGCUGGACAGUAAAUUGAACACAAUUGAAGUAGCGAAAGAAGAUGGAACAGCUAGAACUGCUUUAGUCAGUGGUAACAUUACCCAGCCGCGAGGCAUGUGUCUGGAUCCAGCGCCCAAUGCUAGAUGGUUGUUCUGGACAGACUGGGGAGAAAACCCACGUAUUGAAAGGGUCGGAAUGGAUGGUACCCAGCGUAUGGCCAUAAUCACCACUAAAAUAUACUGGCCCAACGGUCUUACCCUUGACACGGCAACUCAAAGAGUUUACUUCGCAGAUUCGAAGUUGGACUUUAUUGAUUUCUGCUACUACAACGGUUCCGGAAGACAACAGGUGCUUGCGGGAAGUCAUUACCUCCUUCAUCCUCAUUCGUUGACCCUCUUUGAGGAUACUCUGUACUGGACAGAUCGCCAGUUGAAUCGUGUUUUGUCGGCCCAUAAGUUCAAGGGAACCAAUCAAACGGUGGUAUCACAUCUAAUCUCCCAACCGCUGUCUAUACACGUGCACCAUCCUUCGCUACAACCGCAGUAUCCUUCUCCGUGCAAAACAGACACCUGCCAACAUAUUUGCCUUUUGAGCCCGAAUAAGACAAUUGGUUACACUUGCAUGUGUAAGCCAGGAUUCAAGCUCCUGCCUGAUGGAAAAUGUAUCGAAGAGGAAAGUCCAUAUCUAAUGGUCCUCAAAGGUUCGCAAGUAAUCGAUCUAUCCACCGAUGGUUCUGGAAGAGCUGGACAACUUCCACCUGUCGUUGGCAUCCAAGGAGGGGUACAACUGGAUUAUGACCGACAAGGGCACAUGCUAUACUGGCUUCAAUCGAUAUCUGGGGAUAGUGAAGAUGAUGAGAACUGCACUGUUUAUAGUAUGCCUUACGGUGGUGGAAGUAAGACCGAGUUCCUCGGUCAAGACAGUGGUGUCGUUGGUGCGCCCUCAUCUAUUGCCUUCGAUUGGCUCGGACGAAACUUGUACAUGGCCAAUAGAGUCGCAAGUAAUAUAGAACUAGUAAGAGUUGAUGGUAAAGUGAAGUACAGAACCAUUGUCUUUGCUAAUGACGGCAGCAGAAACUCAAUUGCAAAACCAAGAGAUAUUUGCUUGGAUCCCACUGAAGGAAAAAUUUAUUGGGCUGAUGAAGGCGGUUACGGAGUACCUGCAAAGAUUGGAAAAGUGAACAUGGACGGUACCAACCCAGUAAUCUUGGUUGACUCCAUAGAACGACCAGAGGCGGUCACAGUUGACAUAGAAAAGAAAAUUGUUUACUUCAGUUCUCAAUACCCAGCUAGUAUCAACAGCGUGAACACCGAUGGAAACGACAGAAAGACCAUCCUAACUGAAGCCAAUGCUAUCUCAUAUCCAAAAGUUAUCGCAGUCCUGGAUUCAAGGCUAUAUGUAUUAGACCAACGUUAUGAAAAGAUUUUCAAAGCCGAUUUACCCAAUGGUGAUAAUUUAAAAGUUAUUUUGGAUAAUGAGAGUGACCUGAAAUCAAUGACAAUAUUCCAAAAGCGAAAAAUGAUGCAUCAUCCUUGCUCCCAAAACAAUGGUGGAUGCGAACAGAUCUGCAUUCCAAGUGAUGGCUCCAAAUUCGGAGGAGCGCGGGUUUGCGCUUGCUCCAUUGGAUACAGAAAGGAGAAUGAAGUGAACUGUGUACCAUACAAAACAUUCGCAGUAGUAUCUCAACUAGAUAUCAUUCGUGGAUAUAGCCUGGAUGAUAGCGCAGAGGCUAUGGUACCAGUUACUGGACUAGGGCAUCACAUUCUACACGUUGAUAUCCACUUCUCUGAUAACUACAUCUAUUGGGUUGAGUUCAACAGAGGAACGUGGAAUGGAAUAUUCCGGAUACGUCCAAACGGCACAGAACUGCAGCACGUCGUCAAAGAUGGUAUCGGGAGCAACGGUAUCAGAGGAUUAGCUGUAGAUUGGGUGGCCGGUAAUUUGUACUUUACGAAUGUCUUCCCUCAUGAAAACUAUGUCGAAAUGUCUUGGCUAGACGGCUCUCAUCGGAAAGUAAUCGUAAAAACGACUAUGGAUGCACCACGAGAAUUGGCGGUUAAUCCGAUAAAGAGACUUCUAUACUGGAUUGAUUAUGGACAGUACCCACGUAUCGGUAAAGCUUAUCUCGACGGAAGCAAUUGGCAAACACUUGUUACAUCAGGAAUAUCAAAUCCGAGAGACCUAACAAUUGAUAUGCUCACACAUGAUGUUUAUUGGGUUGAUUCCAAACUAGAUCAAAUUCAGAAAAUAUCGUACAGCGGUGGCAAUAGACAGCUGAUAAGAUCCAAUUUACCGAACCCGAUGGGAAUCGCAAUUCACACUGGCAACGUAUAUUGGGUCGACAGAAACUUACAAACAAUCUACAAGGCUUCAAAAUUACCUGGAAACAUGUCUAUGCCAGAAAAAUUGCGAACGAAUCUUCCUAAACUACGGGACAUUGUUAUUUUUGAUAUAAAUAAUCAGCCGACAGAUGAGAAUAACCCGUGCAGGAAGCUUGGAAAUGGGGGCUGUGAUCAGCUCUGUUUCAGUUACCCGCCUGACGCCAACAAGGGCUACACACACCGUUGCGACUGUGCAACCGGUCAGAUUUCAGCGAACAAUCCUAAAAAAUGCGACACUGUGGAUGAAUACUUAGUGUUCACAACGAGGACAGAAAUUCGCGCUAUAAACUUAGAUCCGAAAUCUACUGGAAUUCCAUUUAAGCCGGUCGGUAAUCUAACAAACGUUGUCGGAAUAGAAUUCGAUUACAGUGACAACGAAUUAUUCUUUACACAAAUCAGACCAUGGGCAAGAAUAGCAUCUAUGUCUGCAAAUAAUCCUGAUCCGUCAACGAUAAAGAAUAUUAUUAACAAAAACAUUAACCCCGAAGGUAUCUCUUACGAUUGGACACAGAAGAAGAUUUAUUGGACUGACAGUUCCAAUAAUUCUAUAUACGCCAUGAACCUAGAUGGUUCGGAACUGGUAAUGAUCGCGAGAGUAGAGCGACCUAGGGCUAUCGUAGUUGACCCAUGCAAUGGAACACUCUACUACACUGAUUGGGGACGCUUCGGUACUUCUGGAAAGAUUUAUAGAACGACUAUGGCUGGUUCACUCAAAAAAGCAAUAAUAGACAAAGAUUUAUCCCAACCGAGCGGUCUUACAAUUGAUUUCGAUGAAAAUAUGCUAUAUUGGACUGAUGCCGUACGAGAAAAGAUAGAACGCUCCAAAUUGGAUGGUUCAGCACGAGAAGUUCUCAUAUCAGCGACAAUCUAUCCAUUUGCUAUAACUGUAUUUAGAAACUACAUUUACUGGACAGAUCUGCAACUACGAGGUGUCUAUAGAGCAGAAAAACAUACGGGCGCUAAUAUGGUCGAAAUGGUAAAACGUUUAGAGGACUCACCUCGCGAUAUUCAUAUAUACAGUAAAAGUCGACAAAAAUGUCAAAGAAACCCUUGUGAAAUUAAUAAUGGUGGCUGUGCACACAGUUGUCAUCCUGCACCAAAUAAUUCAGUUGAAUGCAAAUGCGAUGAAACCACUAAAUUGGUAAAUGAGGGUCGUAUGUGUGUAUCUAAAAAUAUUACUUGCGAGCCCAGCAAAUUCUUCUGUGGUAACGGGAAAUGUAUUAGUCGAAUGUGGUCUUGUGAUGGUGAUGAUGACUGUGGAGAUAAUUCUGAUGAAGACAUUAACUACUGCGCAUAUCACUCUUGCUCGCCAAACGAGUUCCGCUGCAAUAAUGGACGCUGUAUAUUUAAGUCUUGGAAAUGUGAUCAUGAAAAUGAUUGCAAAGACGGUUCAGAUGAAGAAGGUUGUGUAUACCCGCCUUGUGCACCCGGAGAAUUCACCUGUCUGAAUUCACGCUGUAUUCCCAUGACACAAGUCUGCAAUGGAAUAAACGAUUGUAAGGAUAAUAUCACUUCUGAUGAAACACAUGAAAGAUGUCCUAGAAACACCACAUGUCCUGCCAAUCACUUAAAAUGUGAAAAGACAAACAUUUGCGUGGAACCCUACUGGCUUUGCGACGGUGAUAAUGAUUGUGGCGAUAACUCUGAUGAAGAUCCUUUACACUGCGCUCAGAGAACGUGUCCACAGAACAGUUUCCGUUGUCCAAACCACCGCUGUAUUCCUGCGACAUGGUAUUGUGAUGGAGACGAUGACUGUGGCGACGGUGCAGAUGAACCACCAGAAUAUUGUCGAUUAGAAGGUAGAACAUGCUUUGGAGAUUUGUUUACAUGUGACAAUGGUAAUUGCAUACCACGAAUCUAUAUUUGUGAUGGUGACAAUGAUUGUCUGGAUAACAGUGACGAAGAUCAAAGACAUCAAUGUAAUGAAAGGAAGUGUGAUCCGGAAACGGAAUAUACUUGCGAAGAGAACAGAUUCUGGAACAGAGCUCAAUGUAUUCCGAAGAAGUGGCUGUGUGACGGUGAUCCAGAUUGUAUUGACGGCGCAGAUGAAAACUCAACCAUACAUCACUGCUCCACACCUACACCAUGUUCGGAAGACCAAUUCCAAUGCAACAAUGGAAGGUGUAUUAACGUGGGUUGGGUUUGCGACCACGAUAAUGACUGCGGUGAUGGAUCCGACGAAGGCAAACAAUGUAACACACAAUACAAAAUGUGCACAGAUCAAGAGUUCCGUUGUCAAAACUUCAAAUGUAUUAGAAAUCACUUUAGAUGCGACGGCGAAGAUGACUGCGGGGAUCAUUCUGAUGAGGUCGAUUGCGUUAAAGAAAAUAAAACGUGUCCAAACGGACAGUUCAAAUGUAAUAACGACCAAUGUAUUGAUAAUAGUUUAGUAUGCAACAAAGUUUCAGAUUGUACCGACGAUUCAGAUGAGCCUGCGCAUUGUAACGUAGACGAAUGUGCCAAACUAGAAAUAAAUCAAUGUGGCCAUAAAUGUAUCGACACUAUCACUGGAUACUAUUGUGAUUGUAAUCAAGGAUAUAAACUAUUAGCUGAUGGAAAAGCGUGUGCCGACAUCGAUGAAUGUGUUGAAACGCCCGGAGUUUGCUCACAAUAUUGUUCAAACACGCCAGGUUCUUAUUAUUGUAAGUGCAAUGACUUAUAUUACGAAAGGGAAGCCGAUGAGCACACCUGCAAGAGAAAAGAUAAUACUACCGCGUGGGUCAUAUUCACUAACAAGUACUAUGUAAGAAAUAUAUCAACAGAUGCCUCAUUAUAUAAUCUAGUGCACCAAGACUUGAUGAAUGUGGUUGCGAUUGACUUUGACGUCCAAGAACAAAAGAUGUACUUCGCUGAUGUCUCGGCUAAGACUAUCUAUAGGUCAGACUACUCAGAUCCCAACCCAACUAAAGAAGUGGUUAUCAGACAUGAUUCACACGGUCUUGAAGGUAUAGCUGUGGACUGGAUAGGCAGGAAACUAUAUUGGUUAGAUAGACAUUCUAAGAAUUUGGAUGUAGCUGAAUUAGAUGGAACGAGGAGGAAAACACUGAAAACGGGGAUUGCUGAUCCAAGAGCUAUUGUGGUUCAUCCUGGUACAGGUUACCUCUACUUUACAUCUUGGCACUUACAAGCUUACAUCGGUAAAUUAGGUAUGGAUGGUUCUAACUUCAGCACAGUGUUGAAUUGGGAAAAUGACAUCGCAUGGCCAAACGCUUUGACUAUUGAUUACUUCACAGACAGAAUUUACUGGGCGGAUGCUCAUUUGGAUUACAUAGGGUCAGCUGACUUAGAAGGAAAGCAUAGACACGUAGUUUUAUCUGGAAGUAAAGUACCACAUGUCUUCGCAUUAAGUCUCUUCGAUGACGAGAUAUAUUGGACGGACUGGAACUUGAAAGCCAUCAGCAAAGCCAAUAAACAUUCAGGAGAAAAUCUAACGCUACUUAGGAACACAACUCAUCGUCCAUACGAUAUACACGUAGUCCAUCCUUUGAGGCAACUUCCUUAUACAAACCCUUGUGGUAAUAACAAUGGUGGUUGUUCGCACUUAUGUUUAAUAGCGCCGCCACAUGCGUCAAGUUAUUUAAAUAUCGAAGAAUAUGGCGAAGAAGGUGCCACUACAUAUAAGUGUGCUUGCCCGAAUCAAUUCUAUUUAGCUCGUGAUAUGAAAACAUGCAUAUCCAACUGCACAGAUGGCCAGCAUAGAUGCAAUGGCCGCGAUGAGAAGUGUAUUCCUUGGUUCUGGAAGUGUGAUGGUGAAAAAGAUUGUCAGGAUGGUUCCGAUGAACCUGACACGUGUCCCGUGCGACACUGUAGAGCGGGCUCAUUCCAGUGUAAGAACACAAAUUGUACUCCAGCCGCCACAAUAUGUGAUGGAACAAAUGACUGUGGAGACGGCAGUGACGAAGCUCAAUGUGCCCAUGAGUGUCCACAACUUGAAUUCAAGUGCAAAACUAGUGGAAGGUGUAUUCUGGACAGCUGGAAAUGCGAUGGAGACACUGACUGUAAGGAUAAUAGUGAUGAAGACCCAGCUAUGUGUCACAAUAGACCAUGUAAACCUGAUACCGAGUUCGCGUGCAAGAACGGACGCUGUAUUCCAAAAUUAUGGAUGUGCGAUUUCGAUAAUGACUGUGGUGAUGACUCCGAUGAGCCUGCGUACAUGUGUCGGCAAAAGAACUGCACCACAGGUUGGAGAAGAUGCCCUGGACAAUCUAACUACAGAUGUAUACCUAAGUGGCUUUUCUGCGAUGGUAAAGAUGAUUGUAGGGAUGGAUCUGACGAACUACCAGAAAAUUGUCCCUCUUGUAACGCUGAGACAGACUUCACGUGCGAAAACAAACGUUGUAUUCCAAAGCAAUGGUUGUGUGACUUCACCGAUGAUUGUGGAGAUGGCAGCGAUGAAUCGGAGUCAGUCUGUCAACAUAACUACAGAGAGUGUUCAGAAUCGGAGUUCAAAUGUGGCAACGGCAAGUGUAUCUCGUCGAGAUGGCGUUGCGAUCAUGAAGAUGAUUGUGGAGACAAUACCGACGAAAUGGAAUGCGGCGGCUUCAAGUGCAAAAAUGGAACAUUCCAAUGCAAAUCUGGCCACUGUAUUGCAGCUUACUUCCGGUGCGAUGGUGACAGAGAUUGUCGUGACCUUUCUGAUGAAAUCGGUUGUCCUCCGAGGUUCCCUGGCGGAAGAUACUGUCCAGAAAGCAGGUUCCAAUGCGGUAAUAACCUCUGCGUCGCGCAGUCUGAUCUUUGUGAUGGAACGGACGACUGCGGCGAUGGAUCCGAUGAGGCGCCAUCUAUUUGCACCAACUUCAACUGCGAUACACUAAGGCGAUUCCAUUGUGAUAAUCACCGCUGCGUUCCCAGGUAUCAAGUCUGCGACGGUGUUGAUAACUGCGGCGACGGCUCCGACGAAAACAACAUGACUCUUUGCGCGGCCAGGGCCAGACCAUGCGAUCCAAUAACACAGUUCCAGUGUGCCAACAAGAACUGCGUUACACGGGAUACACUAUGCGACCACACAGACAACUGUGGAGACGCAUCAGACGAACGCGGUUGUCACUUUGCCCAUGCAUGCACGAUACAAGACAAAGGUGGUUGCGAGCACUUGUGCACAAAUCUCACUGGUGGUGGCUAUAUUUGCACAUGCUUCCCCGGUUGGAUAAUAUCUGCAGCAGACAGCAAGCGGUGUGUCGACGUGGACGAGUGUGCUGCUGGUUCACACCACUGUGCGCACCUUUGUAACAACUUAAAUGGUAGUUACUCCUGUGCUUGCCGCGAUGGAUUCAGAUUGGCUGAUAAUCUCUCUGGAGUUUGCAAAGCAAUGGAAGGCGAUCUGAUAUUAAUGUUCGCCAACGGCCCCGAAAUACGAGCCUUUGUCCAGGACAAGAAUGAAGAAUUCGACGUCAUCACGUCAGAGAAGAGAAUAGAAGCAAUAGAUUACGAUCCCAAGCAGGAAAUGGUGUUCUGGGUUGACAGCUAUGAUAAGAGCAUCAAACGGUCUUACAUGAUCAAUGCACUAAACGGACAAGUCAAAAGUGGUUUCGCACAGGACCUGAAGAGUAAAGCAAACGCGAAACCCACUGGCAUCGCCGUGGACUACGUUGGAGGAAACCUCUACUGGACUGAAGCUGAUAGAACCGGUUCGAAACCGAAGGGACGCGUCAUGGUUGCCCGUAACGAUGGUCGGUAUAGGCGUGCCCUCGUGUCCGCUGGGAUUGAAGUCCCAACAUCUCUAGUUCUAGAUCCACAAAUGGGCAAAAUGUACUGGGCAGACGCUGGUUCAGCACCAAAAAUAGAAACGGCCUGGAUGGAUGGGUCGAAGCGUCGGCCUAUAGUUACUGAGAACGUCAGACAUCCAACUGGGCUAGCUAUCGAUUAUGCUAUGGAUCACACUAUAUACUGGGCAGACACUAAGUUGAACACAAUAGAAAUGAUGAGGCCUGAUGGUACCAACAGGAAGGUCGUGCUGAAGGGAGAGUUCCUCAAACAUCCGCUGUCUCUCGAUGUCUUUGAGUCGUCGUUGUAUUGGGUAACAAGAGACACUGGUGAGCUGGUGCGGCAAGACAAGUUUGGAAGAGGAGUGCCAUUUGUUAUAUCUAAGGAUCUAGUCAACCCGGCAGCAGUAAAAGUAUACCAUCCGGCACGAUACAACACGUCAUUGGCCGAGAGAGCUGCUUGUAGUAAGACGCCAUGCUCACACUUGUGCCUAGCUGUGCCCGCUGGACACCGCUGCGCAUGUCCCGACCAGCAAUACGCACCCAAGAGAGCCACGCACGAAGUACCCUGUGACGCAGCGGUGGAACCACCUCGGGCGUUACCACUUGCCUGUCCAUGCCAAAACGGAGGAACUUGCAGCGAGAAAUCAGAUGGUGAAAUCGUUUGUGCCUGCCGGCCUGGACUGCAGCCUCCAUACUGCGCUCAGGCUGAAGCCAGUGCAGAUGCUCGUGCUGCACCAGCACUGAUUGUGCCACUUCUACUCGUCGUGCUGUUGGCGAUAGCUGGAGCAGCUGCCUGGUUCGUUAUCAGGAAGAGACCAUUUGGCAAAGUGAGCGGCCUUAGCAGUUUAGCGUCUUCACAAAGCGUAUCUUUCCGGCCGGGUUCAAAUGUGGAGCUAGGAGGAGUCGCCACUCCAGGUCCUGCAGUACCCCCAGCGCCUGGCACCCAGGAUGCAUACUCUUUGGAGCCACGCAAAGGACGAGACUUCACCAAUCCCAUGUACGACGCUGUUACAAGAUCGGCGUUGCCUGAACCAGAACCAUUACCCGGAAUAUAUGAGGUGCCGGAUGAGGUUAAAGAAAAAGUAGUAUCAGCAGUAAUAUCUCCAUCGUCGACUGAAACUCGCGGGGCCCCAGGUAAAAGGCCUCGGGCUUUGGACCCCGCUGCGGAUACCGGCGUCGACACGCAGCAGCUGGUGCGAGAGGACCGCGAUUGCUAG
Molecule: messenger RNA, 13815 nt
Organism: Leptosia nina
Lineage: Eukaryota; Metazoa; Arthropoda; Insecta; Lepidoptera; Pieridae
Source: the annotation of a GenBank genome assembly